CGCGCUGAUGGCGGCGGGGCUGGCGGAGGGUCACACCGAGGAGGGAGAGCAAGAAGGAGGGGAACGGGAGAACCGGCGGUACCGAUCACCGACACACCGACACACGAACAACAUCCAGGCCGACGGAGAGAGCAGCUAGACCGGCGCGCUGACACCGAGCAGCCCGGUAACGGACAGAUGGAGCAGGACGGAUCUUUUAUUGGCCUUCAUCCCGUCUCGCUCCUCCACUGUCUUCAGCCUCUCCAGUAUUCAUAGUAUGAAUCUUCAGUAGUUGAGGUGUUAGCUGUUUGAUAAAUCACAGUAAGGAGGCUAACAGUUCUCUUGUUGGUGCUAACUGACCUAACACCGUAGCCUUAGCUCCUGAACCUCUUAGUAUGACUGUUGGGGGGGCAUCUGGGGGUCGACCAUAUUGAAACUGCCAGGCUAGCCGUUGUUUUACUGUGAAAUCCAACAAACAAAACAAAACAUUUCACCUGGUCUGAAAAUGUAGAUUUGUUUGAGGCUAUUUCUGGUGAGAAGCUAACAAGCUAGCACGUUUUAAUUCAAUCCAAACCAAACACAGAAAUUCAACUAAAACAUAAAAACCUAUAAAAAUGUAGUUGGUUCCCUCCAAGGGUUAAGUGUUUAGCAGCUAACAGCUUGUUAGCUGCUAGUGGCUAGAAGUAACAGGUAGCGGUGGCGCAGGGCUAGCUGCGGGCAUUGCAGGGGCGCGAUGGAGUACCACUCCGGUGGCAGCCUGCCCCUGCUGGGGAGACCGCGGUACUGCCCAGGGGCCAACGCUAAUGGAGGGUACCUGUGUGAGACGGGACACUGCUGUGGAGAGACCGGCUGCUGCACCUACUACUACGAACUCUGGUGGUUCUGGCUGCUGUGGACGGUCCUCAUCCUGUUCAGCUGUUGCUGUGCAUACCGACACCGACGAGCCAAACUGAGGGUUCAGCAGCAGCAGAGACAACGAGAGAUCAGCCUGCUGGCCUACCACGGAGCCAACUCCUAUCCCUCCUCCAUGCUGGACCUGAGUUUUCUGGCGUCUCUGAAGCUGCCUUCCUAUGAGGAGGUGGCUGCACAACCCUCCACCCCUCCUCCACCCUACAGCUCAGUGUUUACCACCCCACGUUACCCACAGCCACCCCGCACCUCCGACCCCCACCUGCUCACGCAGCACGGUCCGCUGCUACACCAGACGCUCAGCGAUGGUCCAUCUUCUUUCAGCUCCGACAACAGCUCCAGUUGUUCUUGUGACUCCUGCUGCCCCUCCUCACCUUGUAGCUCCUCCCUUUCUGCACCUGUCACAUAUGAGACUGACACCAGCCACGCCACAACCCCUAGCGAGGCGGCACCCCUCACUCUUGAUGUCACCAUGGAGACUAUUGCUGCGGCGGCAAACCGUUUGGAGGUAAAUCGGACACGAUUUGAGUCUGAGAGGACUGCUACCACUGUGGACAUUGACAUGGGCGAUGAAGUUUCUUCUGGGGCACAGGAAUCUAUCGCCACGGACUCAUCAGUUCCCAACCAGACUGUUACCGUGGCGCUUGUUAACAAAGCAGUCCCCCCUCAUCCUCUGCCCUCUCCUGGAGCAGAGGUGGCUCUUCCAGUUGAAACUUCAUCUCCUCUAAAGCUAGACCUAGCACCCUGUCCCCCAACAGUAAGCAAAUGUAGCUCAAGUACACUCCCUAGUCCAAGCGUUGACACAACUCUCACCUCCAACCAAACAAUAAGCAUUGUGAACCUGACUAACUGCCUUCAAACAAGUCAUUCACCUAUAACCACCUCAAUGACAGAUUGCUCAACCCCAACAGCUUGCAAUUCUGACAUCUCUUCAGUCACCCAAACCCUCAAAACCCUUGAUCUGACAAGAACUUUUGAUACAGCCAAUAUUCCAAGUAGCCCAACAUCAGUACCAUCCCCAGAUUUUGAAAGAAUGUUAGCCGCCAUGGCAGUUUCUCCUGGUCUCUCAAUUGAAGACCCAAAUCCUAGCUUUGUGCCAAUCCCAGCAUCUCCAAACUUUACACAAGCUAAAGCUCCUGAACCUUCCAACCAUACCCAACCUUCAAGCCCAGUUCCCAGACACCACAUCCAAGCUUCAGGCCCAAUGUCUGCAAUCCUUACCCAAGCCCCUGAUUCAGUACCUUCACAUUUGAUUACAGAUCCAGACCCAUUAACUUCAAACCUUUCAGAAGUACCAGUCCCAAUAAUCACAAACCUUACCCAAAAGUCGGUCCCAGUAACUACAAACCUUAGGCAAGCAACAGAUGCAAUACCUACAAACUUCACCCAGGAUACAAAUCUAGUACCAACAAUACAUGCCCCCCCUUCAAACCAAGUACUAACAGCUGUUACCCAAGCGUCAGACAAAGUACCUUCAAAACCUUCCCUAGUGCCAAAUAUCCAACUUAAAAUCCCAAAAGUCCUAGACUGUGAACCUAACCCCAUUCUAGCUCCAAAUCAUGCACAGCCAAACCCUAUCCUAGCCACAGAUGCAGCUCCAACUUCUCUUUCAUUAACCCAUAACCAGAUUUCAGAACCGUCCCAUGGGUCAGAUCAAGUUUUGGGUAUCACAAGAUUAAGGUCAAACUUGCCCCAGCACCCAGGACCUGUUGCUGUUCUUGUGUCUUGUCAAGAUCAAACCACAGUGCCAGCCAAUUCAGGCCCUUCUCUAGUCCUGCCUCUUUCGUCAGGGUCAGACCUCAUCUGUCACUCACCAUUAAGCGUCCAGACUGGUUUAAGGACUGGAACUGGAUCAUGUGGGUCUGAUGUUGGUUCAAUAUCAAGCCCACUCUCCACUCAUUCUCCAGUUCUCAGCUUUACAACACAAGCAGCCUCUUCUUCCUCCUGCCCAGCCAUAACCAUAGAAGCUGAUGUUUCUUUUGCUCCCUGUCAGUCUCCCCCAACAGUCCUUUACCCAUCUUCACCCUCACCCCCAUCACUCCCCUCGCCUCCUUGCCUCCCCUCUGCUUUGUGUCCUACCUCCCCCCCAGCCCCAGCCUUACUCCUGGACCCCCUCACUGCUCUGCACCAGUCAAACAAAGGUGGAUCUUCCUCUGGCCAUGCCUCAUCCCUCUCCCCCUCGCCACGUGCUACUCAGUCCCCUCCCAAACAGACUCUGUUUUCCCCCUGUGUGGACAUCUUUGAACCAGAACCCAGCUGGGAAGAUGGGGAGGAGGACCAGGAUCAGAAGGACAAUGAUGAUGAAGAUGAGGAUAUUGGAGCAGAUGAGAGCCAGUAUAGACAUCGGCGACUUACAGGUGACUCUGGGAUUGAGGUGUGCCGGUGUCGGAUGGAGGAUGAGGAAGAGGAAGAAGAGGAGAAGGGGGAAGGGAUGGAGGAUGACAGCAGAGGUGGAGUUGAGAGAGAUAAAAAAGGAGGUGGAAACACUGAUCUCCAUGACAGUGUGGACUGCCCUGCCAGAAGUCAAAUAACCACAGAAGAAGGUUUACUUUGUAACUCAACCUCCACCACCACAUCAACAUCUGAGGACUGUGGCAAAGCUGUUGUUGUCAUGGAGACAGUAUGAUUUAAUGACGUAGACGGAUCAAACGAUUUGUUGCCCAAACGCUGGAAGAACUAAAUUGAAUGUAAGAUUCCACCUAUCGACACCGUUUUAUGAAAUGUUCUGAAAACUUGGGAAGUUUUGAACACAGAUGAUGGAAACGAGUUAGUUCACGUCGAUAAAUGUUGGUUGUUCAGCAUUUGUUAUUCAAGUGACUUGCCAUAGAUGUUUAAAUGUUUUAUUAGGAACAAAUAUAGCAGGUCAGCAUUAGUCUUUAAAAAAUUCUUUCUUCAACAGGAAGUAGGAAUUUAAGUCAGCUGUUGUUUGUAAGGUUUUUUCUAGGUGGGUAUCGGUCUUUUUUAAAGAGAAGCAUUAUUCAGAUUGCAUCAUGGGUUAAUUCAAUUUAACCACUAUUGCACAACAGAGCUGUUAUCACCUGUAUGUAAAAUAUCAAAAAGGACUUCCGCCUCCAUUGAGUUGCAUCCACCUUCAUGUGUCAUUUCAAAGUUUACCGAUAAAUAACAUCUAAAAGUUGACAGAGCAGAGCUAUCACAGGUAGCUUGUGCUCUGUAGAUUAAAUUAGUGAUGUUCUCCAUCAUAGUAAAUAGUCUAAGUACAUACAGUCAAAGUCACAAAACUCUGGGAAAAACCCCUAUACCCCUCUCAAAUUCUCCUGGAAUUGCUGGAAAAACUAAAUUCUUAAAUUGUCUUGCACUCACACUUAAAACCGGCAUUAUUUAGAUCCAUAACUAUUAGCUUGUCCUUUUGUUCUCCUGUCCUCUCCCUAAGGAACUUCUAACCUGCACUCAUGGUUGGUCAUUUAAUCUUAUCACACGAUGUUAUUAACCUGCAUACACAGAAAGUUAGACAUCGACAACGAUAAUGCAGUGGAAGUUAGAAGUCGUACUAGCAACAGAGAAAAUCUGAUUUUUCUAAACUCCGUGUUUUCUCCAACUUCACACUUAAUAUUGCACAAGUGCAACAAAAAGGGAUUCAAACUUAGACGUAAAACAUGAAUUAAAAUCUUGUUCAAGGUAAUUUGAGGGAAAAUAAGAUGGAUAUAACAUGGGAUUUGCCAAUACUGCAAUUUUAUAUCCACCUUAAGUGGUGCAAAGACGUUGACAGAAAGACAUAAAUGUUGGAAUCAUUUUCAAGCUUCAUGUGUGCCAGAGGGAUUUUUCUGUCCUUGAUUGCAAUGACAUGUUAAUUCCUACAUCUAUUUGUCAAAACGACUUUAAAUAGUUGACGUUUAGCCGAGGACAUCUGACUUGUCCUGUGAGAUGACGGAGAUUUGGAAACGUGCCGGGACGAAUUGGCUGUUUAGGAAAUGAAAUGAGUCUUAUGUAGGAGGGUGAUUCACUGUGACUGACAGAGGGAAGACUGAUUCAUUGAUAAGUGGAGACGUAUUUAUGAAGACGUCUGUCAGGAGAGCGGAAUUAAGUGGGUAGUUUAUGAAAAAGGAGAAAUUUCUUGGAUUUAGCCUGUUCAUAGCAGCUUAAUCCUAUAUGGACGGCUGCAGGGGGGGACGAGACAUUUGGCUUUCUGUGCGUCAGUCUUUCGGCAGAGAAAAGCUUUUUUCAUAAAGCGGAAUCAACAAUGGGCACUUCAGGACAGAAACAAAGCAGCAAACAAACUGAGAGAGCGCGUCACCAUACCCGUCUUUGUCUCUUUCUCUGAAUUUGAGGUCAGAUACGACAACGUGUCAAAGAUAAAAUAGAUUCAGUCACCGUCUAAGCCCUCCAGUUUUCCCUUUCAGAAUCCACAAAAUGAUAAUAAGUGAUAAAUUGAUGGACUUAAUUAACAUCACCCAACAAAAAAUGUAUUUCUGUUACAGAAUGGGAAAAAAUAAUUUAGGAAGUUGUAAUAUAUCGAUGUUUUUGUCCUUUCAGAUUGAUAGACAAGUUGAUAUUUUGUGACAAAAAGACAUAAAGGUAGAUUAUAUUUUGUCAAUGACAGAGUUAUUAACAUCUGUGUAGCACAUGCUGGUGUAUUUUAAAUCACCUGAGAUUAUAAAAUGAGCAAUUAGCAAUAUUUUUCAUCGUCAAGGGUCUUGCCCUGCCCUUCCCCCAAAAGCCUUGACAGUAAAGAAAGCAAAAUAUUUUCAUGUUUUCAUUUGGACAUGCUCAAAUUGGGUCUGCAAGGCUUUGGCCCAACAGCAGCAGUUAAAUGAUUGUUAGAGCUGGUGCCGUGUUUAUAUAAAUGACAAAUCAACACUUUGAGAAAAUAUCCCAUCACUCAUUCCCAAUCUCAUCUUUUUAUUGUUUACUGCUUUUCCAAAAUCCUGUUUCAACAAUGAAGAAUGCGCCCCUUUGUUGAGGCAGGAUGCUCCUCAAAUAACUGGAACACAAAAUAUAACAUAGUAGUCAGAUUGUAAUAGCAAGAUUUCUCCUUCUUUCUUACAAAGUGCACUUGUUUUUUUGUUUCUUUCUGCCGUCACUGUACGCUUGGCAAGUUUCACAAAUGUGUUGUUACAUACCACAUGUAGGAAAAGUUGGAAAGACACCAGAGAGUUGAAUGUGACUCGAGUGAAGACGCAGUGACAUCAGAUUGUAAUGAAACCAGAACUCCUCUAAGAAGAAUGUUCAAAUUGGACACACCAAGUUUUGGCGACUUCAUGUUGGAGGAAAGUGUUGCAUUCAGGUUUCUGUGAAAGUAUGGCAACCACUGAGCAGCAGGGAACCGGUCAACGGACUACUGUCUCCUUCACGGGUACCUUUAAGUCAACCAUCUCCAAUGUGAAGACCCGAGUCUUGUUGAUUGAUCCCUGUACCCUGUGUCAAUGCUGCAUCACAACAUGGACUUCAUUUUGGACAGAUCUUUGCUGCACCUCAUUAUAACAAAGCAAUGUCCUGACAUGGAAAGGUCGCCACUCAAGUCCAGUUUCAGCAAACUAACCGAUGGAUUGUUGUCCGGACUGCAACAAGCCUUGGCCUUCAGUUUAGAAACCAAUGUCCCAACAAUGAAUUCUAACAUCAAGGGAUAAAAAUGACCCAAGCUUUUGUUUUUUUAAAUCUUAGCGGUCAAAUUCACAUAUCAUGGAAUCUGGUUUUGAGCCAAUGUGGACUGAGGAAAGCUCCAGCUGAUUCUCUGGUGGGAUUUGUCUCAGACCUUGUAAGAAAUCGACGAGUGCUUCAGCUGAAUCCAGGCCAAUGUUGCAUCCAAUGACCGAGGCUUACGUUUUUUUCACAGAGGUUGAAGGACCUCCUGGAGAAAGCUCAAGGGUGAUACCGAUCCGUUGAUGUUGUGGUUGAUGGUGUUUUUUGUUUACCUUAACUAAUAGGGUUGUAUAUCUCCGUGGUUACAGAGUGCCAUUUCUACUUGACAACUGUUACUACUUAGCAUUAGAUAGAGCUGUUUCGCUCUGUGUGGAUGUGGACUUUUGACCAGAGUGACUGUGGAAAUGUCUCAAAUCUGUGUUUACCAAAUGCUUUGAAGCCCUGACAUCAGCCACAUGAAAGGAAACUCAGGUGGUUAUGUGACGUCUAGCGGUUCAUUGAGGAUUUUAUCCAAAUAUUCACCGAGCACCAGAAGAGUAUUGACACUGUCUGAAAUAAUUUCCAUCAAUAUUUUUACCAAUCUGGUAUACUCAUAAAGGGAACGCCGUCUAACUCCUGGAAGCUCAAACCUGCAAGUUUCUCUAAAGUUUCUUCAAUGAUUACAUCAAAGUAGCAGCAUUGGCAUCAACAGAAUAUCUAAGACUAGAAGAUCUUCCUUUAUUUGAGGCUGAUGUCGGAUAGGCCAAGCAUUUAUCUGCUUUUUCAGUUCAUUUUGAGAUAUCAAGACAAGUAUCUCUGUCACAUUCUGGUGGACAAAACACCCCAACAGAAGAUUCUCACAAAGUGGGUUCACAUUUUCAGGUUUUGGUUUGACCAAAAAAUUAACUCAAGUUAUUAUCCCAAAGCUUUAAACUUACGUUUCUGAUAAAGUCAUGUUUUAUUAAUCAACCUCUUGAGGAGUAGCUCUGCUAGCUGUCCAUAGAAGAAGGUCAUAGAUGCUUUUGGUGCAUAAAAGCCCAAGCAAUCUCAAAAUCGGGUCUCAUCUGCAAUUUUAGACUGACUAACCCCUAGCUGGUGGAGAUAUUGAGCCGUCAGUCCUCUAUUGGAAACCAAUCCUGAUUGAAAUGUGAACCCAGUCGAAGGUGUAGAAACUCUUGUUUGGACUCAUUUUUUUUACCGUUGAUCAACAUUCACUUGAGGAGCAGCUUCACCUGUCAUCAUAAAAAGUGUCAUGCUCUUACUGUAGGAGCCCUUUUCUGUCUACAGGAUGUUUUGUAUCUCCUCUCUUCUGUCUUUCCUGUUUGCAUGAGGUUUCUGUCGGAGGAGUCGAAGGAAGCACAGAAGAGAUCAGCCUCUCAAGUCCUCUAAUAUUACAAAGAUGGUAACAAUGCUAAUUCUAAGUAUCAAUACAUUAAUACUGAGUGUGUAUGUGUGGAUGUAUGUGUGUGAUUUAACUAAACCAGCCUGUUCUAAAAGUGUGUGAAGAUAUACUGAAUAAAACUGUAAAAACCUA
This is a messenger RNA of Labrus bergylta (ballan wrasse), 7999 nucleotides long. NCBI's taxonomy places the organism in Eukaryota, Metazoa, Chordata, Actinopteri, Labriformes, Labridae. The record is from RefSeq and is a predicted model, not a curated record.